Messenger RNA from Penicillium vulpinum, 1533 nucleotides. RefSeq names its product Zn(II)2Cys6 transcription factor. Gene Ontology annotation, molecular function: RNA polymerase II cis-regulatory region sequence-specific DNA binding; DNA-binding transcription factor activity, RNA polymerase II-specific; zinc ion binding. The record is from RefSeq and is a predicted model, not a curated record. Gene Ontology annotation, biological process: DNA-templated transcription; regulation of transcription by RNA polymerase II. Gene Ontology annotation, cellular component: chromatin. NCBI's taxonomy places the organism in Eukaryota, Fungi, Ascomycota, Eurotiomycetes, Eurotiales, Aspergillaceae. Bases 1 to 1533 code for a protein of 510 amino acids. The transcript has a single exon.
AUGAACAAAAGUUGCACUACUUGUGCGGAAGCCAAGCUUCGGUGCAAGAUGCCAAGCAAUGGUCGGUCUUGUGUGAGAUGUGCACACAAAGGACAAACAUGCACUCGGGCUGAACGAAAGAAGCGCCCCAAAAGAGCUACAUCAACCCCACACACCCUGUCUUCAACGGAAAAUGAGGAGCCCCAAGAAAUCGUUCAGACUUUGGAGCCUAUCGAACUAUCAUUCACGAAUGUGGAUAUUUUCCCAGAUGAGCUAGACUUCUUGACUCAAUUAGCCGAUAUUGAGAAUUCUGUUGACAUGACAUCUUGGAUGUGGAGACCAGAUAUGCUCUCGGUCUCUGGGGAUGACAGUAGCACUAUGACCGGUGCGACCUAUCCACUGAUGGCCCCAUAUACCGCCAUUCCCGAACGAGUGUUGUAUCCUGACGCUUUCCGAUUACCGAGUGGAUACAUACUCGCACUUGAAAGCAAUACUACCAUCCCGUUGGAGAGACUUGAAAAGUACUCGCGGCUAUUCUUUACGCAUUUUCAAGCUUUGUUGCCUAUAAUACACGUCCCCACAUUUUCCUUGGCAUUAGCUCCAGCAGUACUUGUCCGUGCAAUAUGUCUGAUCGGAGCCAGGCUCGACACCGACCCUAUAUCAUUUUCAGAUGCAGGGGCUUUCUAUGGAUCUCUCCCGUCAAUGUUUGCAAAGGGAUGUCUUCAUUCUGACAGAGCAAUGCUAAGUUUUGAAGAAUUGCAAGCACUUGUAUUGUUCCAAUUUGCCAGCAUGGCAAAUGGAGGAAUUGCCGAACGAGCCGCAUCACGAAUGUUACACCCACUACUUAUUACUGCUGUGCGUCAGGCUGGGCUCUUAAAGAUCCACGGGGAGUGUACGAAAGCCACACGGAGUGCAAGCUCAUGGGAAACCUGGAUCCAGAAAGAAUCACAAAAGCGGGUUCUUUGGGGUGUCUAUGCAGUAGACUGCUAUCAAUCAAUUCUUUGUGGUAGCCGGCCACUUCUCUCGCCAUCGGAAACCCGCGCUUCUUUUCCUUGCAACAAUUCAAGCUGGGAUGCCUAUUCUGCAUCAUCCUGGGCUGCUUUACCCGCACAAGACCCUUCUAGCUGUUUCUUGAGCUCGAUCAAGAGUCUAUUGCUUGGACAAUCUCCGUCCUUGGUAAAUAUGACAGCCUUCGGUAUGAAUCUGCUUAUUUUAGCUGUUCAUGCCCUGCUUCUUGAAGCCCAAACUUCAAUACUUCCCGUGGACCUCUCGGCUCUCCAUCAAGCUCUUCGAGCCUGGCAUGGUUUAUGGGAAGAGUCUCAGGGACAGUUUGUUUGGAAUUCUGAGCUUGAACCGGAGAUGUUUUUGAUCACUAAUAGCCUUUCUUUGUAUUAUCUCGCAACUCACUUUUUAGAAAAUGGGCGCCCGAUAUUGAGCGAGAAAGCCUAUAUGGAAAAGUCCACGAAUUCUGGUAACCCGUUGAUUAUCAAAGAGCAGAUCUAUCAGGAUGAGAUGAUGCGAUGUGUUAGAGGAAUGCUGAGGGAACUUCAGUAG